Nymphalis io (European peacock) is the source of this 3849-nucleotide messenger RNA. RefSeq names its product type 1 phosphatidylinositol 4,5-bisphosphate 4-phosphatase. Gene Ontology annotation, biological process: phosphatidylinositol dephosphorylation. Gene Ontology annotation, molecular function: phosphatidylinositol-4,5-bisphosphate 4-phosphatase activity. Bases 128 to 847 code for a protein of 239 amino acids. The transcript is spliced from 4 exons. The record is from RefSeq and is a predicted model, not a curated record. Lineage: Eukaryota; Metazoa; Arthropoda; Insecta; Lepidoptera; Nymphalidae. Gene Ontology annotation, cellular component: lysosomal membrane; plasma membrane; late endosome membrane.
AUCUGUGAAAUAUGAAUUAGUUUUUUUUGCGAUCGUAGUAAAACUGGUAUGUUAAUUUUUAUCGAAAGAAUUCUUGAUUUAUAUAAAGUUAUUUACAUCUUGUGCUGUAAAUCUAUUGAGUAUUAAAAUGGGCGACGGACAAAGCGAAAGUCAACCACUUCUAAAUGAAGGCUUAUUCGCAGAAGAGGAGAAUGUCAGCACAAUCUCGCCGAUUGGGCCUGACGAGCUCCCUCCGCCGUAUCAACAAGCAGGCUUGCCGAUGGUAACAUGUCGCGUGUGUCAAGCUAUGAUAGAUAUUUCUGGGAAAAGAGAACAACAUGUUGUAAAAUGUUCUGAUUGCAAUGAAGCAACGCCUAUAAGAAAUGCACCACCAGGAAAAAAGUAUGUCCGCUGUCCAUGCAAUUGCUUGCUGAUCUGCAAGUCUUCGUCACAGCGUAUUGCAUGCCCCAGAGCUGACUGCAAGAGGAUCAUCAAUCUUGCUCCUUCACCUGUGACACCCCCCGUGCCGACUUUACCUGGCAUGUGCAGGGUUAUCUGUGCACAUUGCCAAGACACUUUCCUAUAUCAACUUUUGAAAAAUGCACCAGUACGGUGCCCCCACUGCCGAAAAGUAUCUUCCGUGGGUCAGCGCAUGGCCCGAAUGCGAGGCAUUAUAUUCGCAGUGCUCGCUCUGAUAUUCUUCGCCAUCGCGCUCGGGGUGACCCUCGGCACGCUGUCGGCGGCCAAGACGCACGGAGGCGGCGUGUACGUGGCGUAUGUCGGGGCGUUCUUAGUCGCCUUUAUUCUAUGCAGCCGGGCCAUAUAUUAUUUCGCUAUGAAAGUGAGUAAAAUCGAAGGGCCGAUGUAGAUCAUUAACGCAACGGCUUCGGUUCUUGUGAUAGUAUGACUAGGAAAUAUCUCGAUUCCAUAUUGCAUUAUGUAUACAUAUAUUUUAUAGGAUUUGUUAGAUAAAAGUGUAACCAUUUAUAUUGAAAAAGUGGACUGUGUUAUUUUGUUUCAAAUUGAUUUUAUGACAAUUAAGUAGGUUUGUAUACUUUAAUCGCUAUAGAUAUAUGCUUAGAGUUAUAAAUAUAAUUUUUAUCGCUUUGACUGUUACCGAAGUAAAUUGUUUGGUAACCUAACAGUAGUUAGUAUGCAUUCCGACAUUUUAACUAUGUUAAAGUAAAAUCUACAUAGGGUGAUGUAGAAAACGAUAGUACUUGAUAUUGUAAAGAAUUUAGUAAUGCGUAUGCUAUGUCAUUAACAAAUAUAAAGUAUGUAAUAAACUUUGUAAUCUCAGAUAAUUGGUAUUUUACAACUAGAUAAUACUUACGUACAUAUGUCUCUAUAAUUUGUACAUUUAUUUACUUUGAAAUUAUUUAAAUGACACUUGUAAAUUGAGUUAAGUAUAAAGUACAUCUUUCAAAUCUAUCUUUAAGGCUUGUACACAUGAAGAACAUGCAUAGAUUUGGUAUUGGAUUCAAUGAAUGUAUCAAAAUGCUGAAAAUGUGUCUUAAAGUCAAAAAGAUACCUUUAUAAAUUGUAUGAAGUAUUAAUAAAACAAAAAAAAAAUAGUCAGAAAUUCUAAAAUUAAUUUCAUAUAUAAUUCUCGUUCACAAUAAAUAAUAUAUAUAGGUAGCCCUUUUAAGAAUAAUUAGUUUAUUUCAUUCGACUCUAAAAAUAUAACUAAAUAAAAAAAUUAAGCGUAUUUCCAAUCCGUAAGAUAAAUUUGAUAAACGAAAACUAACAUAGUAUAUGUGCUAGGUAUUAAUGAAUAUAUUAUGUAUUGUAAUAUUAUAUACUUGUAUGUUAUUGUAUUAAGUAAACUGAACUUUAUAUUACUGAAUUUAUUAUUCUUUUUAAUAUUCUCAUCGUUAAUUGUGACGCGACGUUUUCAAACUGAACUAACCUGAAAAAUUAAGCUUAGGUUGUAAUUAGACAAAAUUUUGCUUCGAUUUAGCAUUGAUUAUAAUUUCUAAAUUUCAAAUAUUGAUUUCUAAUUGAAUCUACAUUAUGAAUACCACUUUCUCACAGAUUAAUAUAUUUCUUUCGAGAUUUUUUCUUCAAAAUUAUCUUAAAAACUACAUUAAAUAUGAACCUAUAAUGUAUUAUUUAAUUUGACGUCAGAUUAAACUGCUACAGGAUAAAAAUCGUAACUGAACCGAUGUCAUAAUCGAAUAAAUCAUGUACUGAGUGAUUUAUUAUUCGAUUUAAUUUUUUUGUCAUAUUUAUAAAAUAUUUGAAUAAAGAAAUCUUUAUUUGAACAAUUUUUUGACUACUUGACAUUUAAUGGGUGCAUCAGACUAAAUUUAUGGAUGGUUGACAUGUACCGAUUUUAAUCAAACUCAUGUGCCCUAAAUUAGUUAACAAUUAAACAGAAGGAUGACCAGCUGUUACUGCCCCCAAACUAAUCAAGACUUAUCGUCUAGUAGACGCCAAAUAUCGAUAUAAUUCCAUAAGUCAGUUGCAACUCAUGAUGCAAAUGACUUAUGGAGUCGACUGGCGCCUGCAUGAGCGUGUAAUGGAUCCUUAACACACUCGAUGAAUCAUUUUUAAUUGUAAUCGAUUUAAUAUGUGAUAGCGUUGAAUGUUUUUUUUUUAAAUUGAUAUCGUUCAGCAAUUGUUUUUGAAUAUAUUGAAAGAUUAAGAUUAUUAUUAGUAUUCAGAAAUGUUUGCUCAACGAUAUAUAAGGUCGGUUAAUUGAUUUGAAUUUGACUUUAUUUAAAUUAAUUUUCACUUGACGAUUUUCAAAACAAGAAAUAAUGGAAAGUAACUUUGUCUCUGAAUGAUUACAAUGGAAUGGAAAGAUUCGUGUCUUCUGAUAAUUUUAUCAUAAAACAAGUUUUUGUCUAUCCAUUUGUUGUAGAAAUGAGUCCUUAGGAUUAAGAGUGCCAUUUCAGAAAGUACUUUGAAGUUUAAAUGAGUUUGUAAUAUGUCGAUAAUAUUAACGGUUUCGAAUGUCGUUAUGAUGGAAUCUUUUGAAAUAGACGGCUGACGUCAAAUAACAAUUGUUAGUACGGAUAGCGACGUAUUAAUUUAUGUUACAUUUAGAAGUCGCACUCGGAAAAUGCUAGUUAAAGUAAAAAGUAGGCAAUGUCUGGACUAGAAGAAUAAGAUAACUAACUUAAUUGAAUUCAUCUUAUUUUGUCUCAGUAAACGAAAAAGUAUUUAUUUUUUCUGGAAAUCUUUUAAUUUAAGGAAUUAUAUUUUGGUAUAUAUUUUCUAAAUAAUAAUAUACUAUUUUAUUAAAUUUUCCAGUUCAACGCAGUCGUAACGUUGUUUCAAAAGAAUUCAUCCUUUCAGCAUUUGGAAAAGAUAGCAACACAAUAUUUGAGUCUGUAAGAAGAACGACAAAUUUAAUUUGGAAUUCAUAUGAAUGUAAUAUAAUGUACACAACCCACAUAGGAGCAUAGCCGUGAAUUCGUUUUUUUUUUGACAAAAUUUUAAUUCUUUGCUCAGUAGUCAGACAUUUACAUGCUUUUACAUUAUAUAUACUUUUAAACGAUUGCCAUUUAUUAUAAAUUAUUAAAAUUAAUCUAUUUAAAUUGAUUUUUAUUUUAUUUUAUUGUAAUGUUAGUUUUUUUAUAUUCUAUACUUGUCUUGGUCAGCCGUAUAAAGCAUGAGUCAAACAUGCGUCACCAUUUGACAAUGCAGUCACUGCUGGAAUCGACUCAUGUAAGUGGCAGAUCAACAAUUACCUGUGAUAAACAAAAUAUUUUUAAUACUUACCUUGUUCUCAUUUAAGCUUUAUAUAUAUAGCUACUUUAAAGAUCCUAUUUUUUGGAUUCUCAAUAGACGUUCGAAUUGUUAUAUUUUAUUUUUUUAACACUGCGGAAUUUUGAAAAGAUUUUAAUUCUUGUUUCAGCGAAU